Molecule: messenger RNA, 502 nt
Organism: Abrus precatorius (Indian licorice)
Lineage: Eukaryota; Viridiplantae; Streptophyta; Magnoliopsida; Fabales; Fabaceae
Exons: 1
Coding region: 53-403 (116 amino acids)
Source: RefSeq, a predicted model, not a curated record
AUCCAAAAUAUUUCAUUUCUUUUCUUAUACAACAUCACACAUACACAUAUACAUGGGUUCUUCAACAAAGAGCAUAGCUGAUUCAGCAUCAUGGUUUUGUGCCACGGCACUAUUGGGUCUAAUUUUAUUAGGGUCCAUAAGGGAGAGUACUUCUGUGCCUUCAGAGGAUGACACCACCGCCGGCGCCGCCGUGAGAGGGCGGAGCCAUAUCUUUGAACGGCCGUGCGAUGAGAUAUAUGUGGUGGGAGAAGGAGAGACCCUUCACACCAUAAGUGACAAGUGUGGUGAUCCCUUCAUUGUUGAACGCAACCCACAUAUUCAUGACCCUGAUGAUGUGUUCCCUGGCCUCGUCAUCAAAAUCACACCCACUUAUACCAAUACUAGGAAAUUGUUGAAGAGGUAGAGCUUUUAGUGUUGUCUUUUUCAUUUUUUUUUCCUGUCUUUUUCUUUGUGUAUUUCAUUAUGUAUAUUAAUUGUAUACUAAGGUAUAUAUAGUUGUGUA